Messenger RNA from Penicillium canariense, 525 nucleotides. RefSeq lists its product as uncharacterized. NCBI's taxonomy places the organism in Eukaryota, Fungi, Ascomycota, Eurotiomycetes, Eurotiales, Aspergillaceae. The record is from RefSeq and is a predicted model, not a curated record. The transcript has a single exon. The coding region runs from base 1 to 525 and encodes 174 amino acids.
AUGGAGAGACAUGGGCUGGCCGUGGGUAACUUGCUUCGUGUGGACAGGCCGACAUGCGGGGAGGGGGAACAGAUGGAGACUGGAGACUGGAGACUGGAGACUGGAGACUGGAGACUGGAGAAGAAGGACUCAUUGGAGCGUGCGGCCGAAACCACAGGCCGGCCAGCUCAGCAUGAUAACAUCCUCGCGGUUCUACUGGCCGAGACAGAAGUCAUGAUGGAGUCGAUAUGGAAACCGAAGGGAGGCAGGCUGGGCAAGACUGGGCAAGACGGGGCGGACGAAGAAGCGCGGAUGCGACCGCAAACAGAGUCGCAUUCUGCCGCAUGCAACUCUCCGCAUGCGGGGACCCCGUACUGUAUGUACCGUACAGUAAUAUUACCUCGCCUGCAGACGGUCCCGGGCGUCACCUCGGUCUGCUGUUGGUUUCUGGGUAUACCACAUCGGCAUGCCGAUGUCACCUCUGCAGAAAACAAUGGAUGUUACAUCAUCGCACCACCCAUGCUUUAUCUGCCAUACUUCCCCUAA